UUCAUUUUUGAUUUUCUAUUAGCAAUCUACAAUAGCUACAGUAGGUAGUCGAGGGGUAGCAUCUGAUCUGGAAUAGAAGCUGCAAAAUUCCCCAAAAUGCACGUUCCAGAGUAAUAUAAGGGGCUAGCCCGCAUGCGGCAAAGCAGGGAAUGGCCGCAUUUUUCCAAGGGAGUUCCCUAGCUUGAUUUGGGGGCAAUUUCUCAGGAGGCCAAAAGCUCUCAGUUUUGAGUUUGUGCAAGCAACAUGAGGACAGCAGCGCUUGCACACAUCGAUAGGGCCAGCAUUCUGCAAGGCAGCUGCAACUUUCAUGCAAAAGCACUCCAGCAUUUACAGCCACAUCUUUCCACUUUUUCGCAACCUGCAUUCGUCAAUCCUUUCGUGCCAGGUUGUUUUGUGUUGCACAGCAUACAGCGGAGAAGCAGAAUCUGUACAAUGACGGUGGAUGUUGCUGCAAAUGGCAAGGAAGGGCAAAAGACGCGUGUGUCGCGCUCAGUUUGUGUGAUUGGGGCUGGGGCGGCGGGGCUGGUGGCCUUGAAAGAGCUCAGAGAGGAAGGGCAUCAAGUGACGGCAUUCGAACAGAAUGAGGACAUUGGUGGGGUGUGGAAAUAUGAUCCAGACACAGACGAUGAUCCACUUGGGAUCCGAGAGGACAGGAAGAAGGUACACAGCAGCAUGUACGCAUCCCUGCGCACCAACCUCCCCCGCGAGAUCAUGAGCUUUGCGGCCUAUCCCUUCGUGCCAAGUGGCGAGCCCGGGCGCGACGAUCGCCGCUUCUGCUCCCAUCAGGAAGUGCAAGCGUACCUGCGCGACUACGCACGUCACUUUGACCUCCACCGCCACAUACGCUUCGGCACCCAAGUCCUACGCGUCUCCAGACUGCCCGAGAAGACCAAUCAGUACGGGUCCGUCCAACAACCCCUAUGGGAGGUAGUCACUCGAACGGCUUCCUCAUCGGAAAACUGGGCUUGCGAUACAACGGAGUUUGAUGCGGUUGUUGUUUGCAACGGGCAUUACUCGCAGCCUAAGCUAGCAACGAUCGAAGGCAUCGCCUCUUGGCCGGGUCGCCAGCUCCACAGCCACAACUACCGGACCCCCGGCCCGUUCGCCGGCCAGACCGUGGUCCUGAUCGGCGCAUUUGCAAGCGGAGAGGACAUUUCCCGGGAGCUCGCAGAGCACUGCUCCGAGGUGUACCUCUCGGCGCGGAGCUGGAAAGACGAGCCGCGACAAACCCCGCCGAACCUGCACCGAAAACUCGUGGUCACGCGUGCGUAUCCUGAUGGGAGUCUCGAGUUCGCUGACGGCAGCCGAGUCGUUGCGGACGUCAUCAUCCACUGUACCGGGUACGUAUACGAAUUCUCGUUUCUGGAAUCCGGUCUAGUUUCUACGGAGGACCAGCGAGUGCACCCCGUGUACGAGCAAGUCUUCCACGUCGGGACUGCGCCCACUCUCUCCUUCAUCGGCCUUCCCUUCAAAGUGUCCCCGUUGCCUAUGUUCGAGUUAACGACCCGGUGGGUGGCGCAGUGCCUAUCGGGGCGUGCGGUGCUACCGAGCGAGGCUGCAAUGCACAAAUGGAUCGACGGCUUCUACGAGGGGCUCAAGGCGGGCGGGGUUCCCGUGCGGUACACGCACGAGAUGAGCAGAACGGGGUUCGACUAUCUCGCCCGGUUGUGCGAGUGGACCGGCACUCCGAUGUUCGAGUCGUGGCGGGAAGACCUUUUCAAGGACUUUAGUUAUCGGCGCCACAAUUACCCGGCCAACUACCGGGACGAGUGGCCAGAGGACUUGGAGCUGAAACGAAAGGUCAUCUGGGAAGAUCUGCGAAAAGAAGCAGAGAAACUAAGUUUAGGAGGAUCUGAGAAGUCGUUUGGAAGUUGAGGGACUUUUUGCACACAGCGCGUUGGUGGCUGCGGGACUUGUCGAACCAGGCGGGUGGCGGAAGAGUCUCAUCUGAAACGAGUGUGGAAUGAAUGUGUUGACCGCGUGUCAAAAUGAGGUUGCAGUAUCACAUCCACCGUGCACAGCACGUUUGAUCGACCCGAGUCCUGGGCUACGAUUCGGCGGCUCAUUUUUCAACUUGCAACCACACGCAGUUCAGCAUUUUGACGAUCGGAUUAUAGAGUUUGUGCCAAGCUGGGCGGUUGAGCAACCGGACAAAUACCAGAAUUCAAACUGACACUUCCUUGAUAAUUCAAGGCCAUGUUACGUUUUGGUACGGUACUUUCUGCAGCUUCAUCAAGGGCAUCGAGUCGAACUUCGCAGACGUACGUGUAUACUCAUGUAGGCUCGUACUCAUGCUCGUCUGACGCCAGGACAGGCUACUAAUGAAUCGGCUGACCCGGAGAAGAAAGAAAACAUAUACAAGCCAUCCGAC
Messenger RNA from Klebsormidium nitens, 2371 nucleotides. The record is from the annotation of a GenBank genome assembly. Lineage: Eukaryota; Viridiplantae; Streptophyta; Klebsormidiophyceae; Klebsormidiales; Klebsormidiaceae.